Rhizopus microsporus ATCC 52813 is the source of this 5151-nucleotide messenger RNA. RefSeq lists its product as uncharacterized. Bases 117 to 4721 code for a protein of 1534 amino acids. Gene Ontology annotation, molecular function: chromatin binding; ATP binding; histone binding. The record is from RefSeq and is a predicted model, not a curated record. Gene Ontology annotation, cellular component: nucleus; chromatin. NCBI's taxonomy places the organism in Eukaryota, Fungi, Mucoromycota, Mucoromycetes, Mucorales, Rhizopodaceae. The transcript is spliced from 6 exons. Gene Ontology annotation, biological process: regulation of transcription by RNA polymerase II; nucleosome organization.
AUUUUUUUAUAUUUUUUACGCAUUCAUAAAAAGAGAGCAGAUCUAUUCAAUCUAUAUUCCUUAUUUAUAUUUCCUAUCUCUCUCUCUCUCUUAUAUCUCUUUUUUAUAUACAUAAAAUGAACAACAACACAGACAUUGUACAUAACAUCAAUACUGAUCGUACUUCAGACUCUGAAGAUGACACCAUGUCCAUAGCUCCCUUUAACAGAGUAUCUGGGAAACGACUACCUAGAAGUAUAGCUCCCAUGACGACUACUGAUGAUGAACUCUCUCUUUCUCCUGUCUCUUCUGCCCUCUCUUCUGAUGAAGAACAAGUCACUGAACAGAACAAUGGUAGUACAGAAACCAAUUCCUAUUACAAUGACCCUGAAUUAUACGGCCUACGCCGCUCACAUCGUCAAAAACACACCAUUCAGUUUACGGAUGACGAAGAUGAUAACGAUGACGGUGAUGAUGCAUACAUGUCUGCAGAAGAAGAGGCAUAUACUACAGCAAGUGAAGAAUCCGCAGAUGAUUCUGACGAUGAUUAUUAUGAAUCCUCCUCAAAGACAAAGAAAAGAAAGUCUACCAGGACUGCUAGUACUACCCCCACCAUUGCUUCUACUUCUACUACUAGCACACGAAGAAAGUUAAAGCAAAGAGCAACUUCUGAUACAGAACCUGAACCAUCAGAGGAUGAUGACUCUGACGGCGAUUGGGGUUCAAAAAAGAAGACCUCUAAAAGAAAAUUAAAGCAAAAGAGUAGCUCAGGGACCAUCUCUCCUAGUGAUUAUUCAAGACACUCUACACGUACACGUAAAGUAACAAAUUACAAUAUCAAUGAUAUCUAUGGUCUAUCUGAUGAAGAAGAUCAACCUAUGCAUGCUGCUAAUGAUAACGAUGAAGAUGAAGAUGCUAUCGAAAUGGUUCUAGACCAUCGUCAGAUUGAAGGCACAGAAUCUGACCCUAUCCAAUUUGAAACAAAUGUUGAAUACCAAAUCAAAUGGAAAAACUACUCCCACCUUCAUAACACUUGGGAAAAUUAUGUCUAUCUUGCUUCAUAUAAAGGUUUCCGCAAAGUUGAAAAUUAUAUCAAUCGUAUCAAAGAAGAACUGGCUUAUCGUAAUAGCAGCUCAACCACAAAGGAAGAAAUUGAGCAAAAGGAUAUUCAUUUACAUCGUCUCCGUGAAGAUAUCAAAGACUGGUCUACUGUUGAGCGCGUCACUGCUGCAAGAGGCAAGCCUGUUGAUCAAUACUUUGUCAAAUGGAAGCGUCUGAACUAUGAUGAAUGCACUUGGGAAGAUGCCUCUGAUAUUUCCUCUGAAUACCAAUGGGCCAUCGAUGACUUUUGGGAGCGUGAACAAAACCUAAAGAUACCCCACCGCUCAGCAACAUACCCAAGAAACCAACGCCCUGCGUUUCAAGCAUUCAAGAAGCAGCCUGAUUAUAUCAAGGGUGGUGAACUCCGUGACUAUCAGCUUCAUGGUGUUAACUGGAUGUAUUGGCUAUGGUGCAAGAACCACAACGGCAUCCUUGCUGAUGAAAUGGGCCUUGGAAAAACUGUACAGACAAUUAGUUUCUUUAAUGUACUCUAUCACAAGCAACAGCUUUAUGGUCCCUUCUUGGUUGUGGUUCCCUUGUCCACUUCUGAAAACUGGAUCAAUGAAUUCAAGCAAUGGGCGCCUGAAAUGAACGUCAUCUGUUACCUGGGUAACCGUGCUGCACGUGAAGCAAUCCGUAACACAGAGUUUUACGUUUCGGAUACAAACAAAAUCAAGUUUAAUAUUCUCAUCACUACCUAUGAAAUCGUCCUCAAGGAUCGCGACGUUCUUGGCAACAUGCGCUGGCAAUACCUUGCUGUGGACGAAGCCCAUCGCUUAAAGAACUCUGACUCACAGCUCUAUGAAGCCCUCUCUGGCUUCUCAACCACCAACCGCCUCUUGAUCACUGGUACACCUCUGCAAAACAGUGUGAAGGAACUCCUGGCCCUUGUUCGCUUUUUGAUGCCAAGUAUGGACUUGAGCCACUAUAACUUUGACCUUGAUGUUGAAGAUGCCAAUCAAGAAGAAAAGAUCAAGGCACUUCAUGAAAAACUGAAAUCCAUCAUGUUGCGUCGACUAAAGAAAGACGUUGAAAAAUCAUUACCAAGCAAGACAGAACGCAUCCUGCGUGUCCAGUUGAGCGAAAUGCAAAAAUCUUAUUAUAAAGGCAUCUUGACCAGAAACUUUGAUUUCUUGGAAAGUAGCUGUGAAAACAAACGACAAUGGCUCAACAUAGCUGUUGAACUCAAGAAGGCAAGCAACCACCCAUUCCUUUUCCCUGAUGCUGAAAAGCGUACAACUGAUAAAAUUGAGCAACUAAGAGGGCUCGUCGAAAGCAGUGGCAAGAUGGUUUUAUUAGACAAGCUGUUGACGCGUCUCAAGUCAGAUGGCCACCGCGUACUCAUCUUUUCCCAAAUGGUCAUGAUGCUAGAUAUCCUCUCUGAUUAUAUGUUGCUCAGAGGCCAUCCAUUUCAGCGCCUUGAUGGCUCUACUAAACCUGAGGAACGUAACAAGGCUAUUGAACAUUUUAAUGCCCCUGAUAGCCCUGACUUUGUAUUCUUGUUGUCUACCCGUGCUGGCGGUAUGGGUAUCAAUCUUGUCACGGCCGAUACGGUCAUCAUCUUUGACUCUGACUGGAAUCCUCAGAACGAUCUCCAAGCCAUGUCUCGUGCCCAUCGUAUUGGUCAAACUAAGUCUGUAAACGUGUACCGAUUUGUGUCCAAGGGAACGAUGGAAGAAGAUAUCAUUGAGCGCGCCAAAAGAAAGAUGGUAUUGGAAUACUGUAUUAUCAAGCAAAUGGACACCUCUGGCUACUCCUUACUCGCCGAACACUCCUUAAAGACCGCUUCUGGCAAAAACCGCGAUUUGCCUUUCAAGAACCAAGAACUCUCUGCCAUUCUCAAGUUUGGUGCUAAAAACAUGUUCCAGACAAACGAGCAUACAGAACAACUGAAUGAUAUGGAUCUUGAUGAUAUCCUUGCUCGUGCUGAACAAACUGAAACCAUCAACGAAGGCGAUGGUACCGCACUUGGCUCUGAUGACUUUUUGGCACAGUUCAAGAUUACGGACUAUGGAGGAACGGCUGACGACCUGAGCUGGGAGGAUAUCAUUCCUCAGUCUGAAGUACAGAAAGUGAAAGAAGAACAAGACAAACAAGAACUUGAGGCCAUGUAUAGCCGUGCUGCCAAGAAGGGCCGUGUGACGUAUAGCGAAAGCCAUCCUGAUGAGAACGAAGAGGAAGAAGAAGGCGAAAUCGUCAAAGGAACCAAGAAACGAAGGCGACCAACAACGGGCUCUUCAUCCUCCAACAAAAGACACUCAAGUGAGCUUUCUGAGCGCGAUCGUCGUGCGGUUGUUCGUGCAGUGCUGAAGUAUGGCGAUCUUGAAGAUCGUUAUGAUGAGGUCUCGUCUGACUUUGACCUUGGUGCCAAGAAGAAGGACACAAUCAUUGAUCUUUAUCACGAUUUAAUUUCUGAAUGUAAAGCAAAGGUGCGUGAGCAAAUCCUGAAAGCCAAAAGCCUUCCAGCGAACAAGCAGGUCGCCUAUUCUGAUCUUUUGAAAGAACUUCGACAUACCAAGCAAAAGGCCAUUCUAUUUACCUGGAAGGAUAUCCAAAGUGUGAAUGCUGGCCAGGUGCUGCAAAGACAUCAUGACAUGAAGAUACUGGCGAGAAGGAUGGCCCUGAUGACAGACAUGACCAAAUUCCGUGUGCCUCUUUUAGCAAAGCGCGUGCAAGGCUGGUCCUGUAACUGGGGACCCAAAGAAGAUGCUAUGCUCUUGGUGGGCGUGCAUAAGUAUGGAUUUGGGUCUUGGCAAAUGAUUCAAGCUGAUACUCCCCUGGGGCUCCAGGAUAAGUUUUUUAUUUCAACAAACGAUGAAGAUAAGAGAACGCCAAAGGCUAUUCAUUUGGUACGUCGCGCAGACCAGAUGCUGAAGAUAUUGGCUGAAGAAGAAGAAUUGAGGAGAGAAAAAAAAGGUUCAAUCACAAAGCGAGUACCAAAUUCAUCUAAGCAUUCAAACACUUCUUCAAACCGCGGCAAUCUUUCUCCAUCUAAACAUAAGCAUACAUCAUCAUCAUCAUCAUCAUCUUCAAAGCAAAUGCAGAGUGGAGCUGCUUCUUCCAGCAAAUCUGCUAUUUCAAGAAAUACCCCUGAAGACCAUAGACAAAAGAGCAAUAACCAUAGCAGUCAUAAUCAUAGUAGUCGUAGUAGUCAGAGUCAGAGCCAUAGUCAUAGUCAUAGUAGUAGUAAUAGUCAUAGCCAUAGUCAGGGUCAGAGUAGUAGUAGUAGUAGUUAUGAUCGCAAGAGAAAGCAUAGAUCAGAUGAUACAGAAGAAAGAUCUGCUAAGCGCCAUGAAAGUGAAAGAAGAAGAAAGAGCAACGAAGAAAGCUCUAGUCAGACAUCCCGUAGUAUGGCUCCUGUUGAGCGACAUCUACAUCGCUUGAAAUACGAUUCAAGAAAGGAAGAAGGAGCUAAGAAGGCAAAGAUGAUCAGAGAGUGCAUUGGCGCUAUUGGCAAACAUAUUGAAGAGCAGAUUGCCAGGCGACCUCAUGAACCCAAUUAUGCACAGUCUCUCUGGAAAUAUACCACAAAGUAUUUCCCAGGAAACGUCACUUUCGAAGACCUGACUAGUUUGUAUGAAAAGAUGAAGCAAGUUGAGAAAGAAUUGGCUGCAAAAGAAGGUAAAGAUACUGUCAUUUAACCUAAAAGUAGACGGUUAAAAAUAUGAACAAUACGAAGUUAAUUUUCAAACGAAUAAAAAUUGUGCUUUGAGAAAAAGCUGUAUGACUGUAAACAUCUUACUUGUAAAUAACCUGAAGCGAGAUGUAUGACUACAUUAUAGAAGAAGUGCGAGCUUCUUUUCUUUACAGUAGAUUGGAGCCUUCAAAGAAAAAGGAAGGGAAAAUGUAAAAGUAAACCUAGUUCCUAUAUAAUUCUUUUUACUCUUGCAAUAUUGGUUGAAGUCAUACAAUGUUUAAUAAAAUACAAUCAAAAGACAUAAUAACCCUCACAAUAUAGAUGCUUUAUAAUGUUGCAAAUAAUGAAUGAAGGAUAACCCACUUGCAGCACCAUGACGUUUAUCCUUUUGAGUUUAUUUACUUCAUUUUUGCACAUGACGAGGAAAAUGACAU